GAAUGUCACGUUGCAUUUAAUGCUUUACCUCCUCUCUCUGUGGACUCGGGUGUCAACCGAAUGGUUUCCCAAAAGCCUCCCGUGCGACGUGACGCAGCGCGACACAGAGGUGGUGGUGGACUGCAGCGAGCGCCAGCUGACCAGCGUUCCCACCGGCUUCCCCUCCAACUCCACCAACAUCACGCUCACCAUCAAUCACAUCUCACAGGUGACCUCCUUCUCCUUCUCCGGCCUGAAUAACCUGACGGAGAUCGACCUCAGGUGUAACUGCGUGCCCGUCAGACUUGGCCCCAAAGAUCGGGUGUGCACCAAGCCCCCGAGGGUGGCGAGAGGAGCCCUCUCCUCUCUGCCAGCGUUGAGGUCCUUGUACUUGGAUGGGAACCAAUUGGCCCGAAUACCUCAAGGGCUGCCCCGCACUCUCACUCUGCUCAGCUUGGAGGCCAACAGCAUCUUCUCACUUGGCAAGGCCAACUUUACGGAGCUGGGUGACUUGGAGAGCAUCUACCUUGGCCAGAACUGCUACUACCGCAACCCUUGUAACACUAGCUACCAGAUUGAGAGGGAUGCCUUCUACAAUCUGAGUCGUCUUGAGGUGCUGUCUCUCAAGGACAAUAACCUGACCUACGUUCCCCAGAGACUGCCUCGGAGUUUAAGGCAGCUUUUUCUGUACAACAACAGGAUUCGGCGCAUCGAAGAUAUCGAUUUCGCCGAGUUGGUCGAAUUGGAAAUUCUAGACUUGAGCGGGAACUGCCCCCGCUGCUACAAUGCACCAUUCCCUUGCCAGCCCUGUCAUGACCCCAGUUAUUUAUUGAUCCUUCCUAACGCUUUCCGGGCACUGCGAAACUUGAAGAUCUUGCGGCUCCAGAGUAACUGUCUGACAGCCGUGCUAAGCUCUUGGUUCAGAUAUACCACCAACCUGAAAAUGCUGGACCUCUCUCAGAAUUUCCUGGUGAAGGAAAUAGCCACGGCUUCAUUCUUGAAAUACCUCGGCAGCUUAGAGGGGCUAGACAUGUCCUUCAACUACGAACUGAAGGUGUACCACGAGUAUCUGAAUCUGUCCUCCACGUUCUCACAUCUGCGGUCCCUCCAAAGCCUGAAGAUCCGAGGCUACGUGUUUAAGAAUCUGAGGAUGGAGAACCUGAGGCCCCUGCUGCAGCUCACUCAGCUCAAGCUCCUGGACUUGGGCAUCAACUUCAUCAAGUUGGCCGAUCUCCAGAUCUUCAGCCGGCUGCCCGCCCUGCAAGUCAUCGACCUCUCGGAGAACAAGAUCUCGCCCUCCUCCACCCAGGGCGAGACGGGCUCUUGCGGGCCGAGUGGCCACUCGCAGCCGGGCACCGGCUCGUUUUACGGGUACCCCAACCAGGAGAGUUAUUUCCGCUACGACAAGUUCGGCCGGAGCUGCAAGUCGAAGGACAAAGAGUAUUACCACCUCUCGCCGGUGAGCUACAGCGAGUGCAACCGCCACCACUCCACCUUGGACCUCAGCAGGAACAACAUCUUCUACAUCAGCCCGGCGCAGUUCGACAACCUCUCGUUCAUCAAGUGUCUCAACCUGUCGGGCAAUGCCCUCAGCCAGACCCUGAAUGGUUCCGAGUUCCUUUCCCUCCCUCACCUGCGCUACCUGGACCUCUCCAACAACCGCAUCGACCUCCUCUACGAAUCCGCCUUUCAGGAGCUGCAGGAACUUCAAGUGCUAGACCUCAGUAACAACAACCACUAUUUCCAGAUGGAAGGGUUGACUCACAGAUUAAACUUCAUCCACACCCUCACCAAUCUCUCCAAGCUGAUCAUGAGCGAGAAUGACAUCUACACCUCAGCCGACUCGCAACUGAGCAGCAAUUCGCUAAGCGUGCUGGAGUUCCGGGACAACCAGUUGAAUUACAUGUGGAGCGACGGCAAUUACAUGUACAUUGAGUUCUUUGAGAACCUCUCCAACCUGAGCCGCCUCGACCUCUCGGGCAAUAGACUCGCGUUCAUGCCGCACGACGUGUUUGACCACCUGCCCCCGCUACUCAAGGAGCUUGUGCUGAGCGGUAACCAGCUGCGGAGCUUCAACUGGGGCAGGCUUUACCUGCUAGGCCGGUUGGAGCUGCUGGACCUCGGUAGCAACCUGUUGACCACAGUGCCUCGCAUGCUGUCCAACUGCACCCAGACCCUGCGCGUCUUCAACCUCACCCGCAACCAGAUCGCCAAGCUGACCAAGGACUUCCUGCUGGACAUGACCUCCCUGCAGUACCUGGAUCUCAGCUACAACAACCUGAAGACCGUCCAGGCCUCCAGUUUCCCGGACAGCGCCAUCAAACACCUUCGGGAGCUGCGGCUAAGCGGCAACCACUUUCUCUGCACCUGCGAUGCCAGGUGGUUCGUGUGGUGGAUCAACCAGACCACGGUCUACAUCCCUCGCCUGGUCACCGAUGUCACCUGCGCCUCCCCCAAAGCCCACCGCGGCCACGGCGUCAUCAUGGUGGACCUGCACUCCUGCGAGUUAGACCACCUGGGCAUUGGCCUCUACACUUUCUCCGCCUUGGUCACCCUCUUGUUCCUGGUGACCUCCAUCGCCGGUCGCCUGUUCGGCUGGGACGUUUGGUACAUCUACCACUUCUGCAUGGCCAAGUUCAAAGGCUACCGCUCCAUACCCAAUGUCAAGGCGGAGUACGGGGCGUUUGUUGCUUAUGACACUCGGGACAAGUCAGUGUCCGAAUGGAUUCUCAAGGAGUUGAUCGACAAUUUGGAAGAACGAGGGGAGCGACGAUUCUCCCUGUGUUUGGAAGAAAGAGACUGGAUGCCGGGGAAACUUGUAAUGGACAAUCUGUCCCAGAGCAUUCACCAAAGCAGGAAAACCAUUUUUGUCCUCACCGACUGUUACGUGAGCACGGGGAACUUUAGAAUUGCCUUCCACAUUGCUCACCAGCGGUUGCUGGAUGAGAAGGUUGACGUGAUCAUCUUUGUUUUGCUAGAAAGGGUCUUGCAACACUCCAAGUACGUGAGGCUGAGAAAGAGACUGUGCAAGAACUCGGUCUUGGCGUGGCCUUGUAACCGGCGCGCCCAGCCCCUGUUCUGGCAGCGCCUGAGAAAUGCAUUAACCACAGACAACUACCCGCAAUACACCAAUCUCUUCAGUGACAUUAGAGCGGCAGUAGCAGCAGCGGCAGUCGGCAACCGGCAGCUGCGGGAGCACGGGCAGCUGCGGGAGCACGGGCAGCUGCGGGAGCACGGGCAGCUGCGGGAGCACGGGCAGCUGCGGGAGCACAGGCAGCAGCAGUGGCAGCCGGCAGCUGCAGGAGCACUGACAGCUACAGGAGCGCAGGUUGCGGCAGGAGCUGAAUACGAUAACAUCAAUUUCCCUUUUUUAAUUCAUUUGAAAUGCUUCUCUAGGCAAGAAACACCACCAGCUCUGACUUUAUCGUGCUUCCUCUUUCUGCUCCACUUUGUGGUCAAGCUGCUCGCUGCCAUCCGGAUCCCAAGGACUCUCCCAUGUACAGUGACUACACAGGACAAUGGAUCUUCCAUCCAACUGGACUGCAGAAGCCACCGUCUGACUAAAGUGCCCAGUAACAUUCCUUCCAAUACCACCAGUCUAAAUCUCGCUGACAACAGGAUCGCGAAUAUUUCCAAUUGCUCCUUCUCAAACCUCCCAAAUCUACUCACACUAGAUCUGAGUUUUAAUGAUUAUCAAGCCAGCACAGACUUGGACCCGAAGAGCAGGAGUUUGAACAUUUCCGAGGGCAGUUUCUCCUCGCUGGUGAAGCUACGAGAUUUGUACCUGGACCAAAAUCACCUCCCCCGAAUCCCUCAGGGGCUGCCGCCAACUUUACGACAUUUCAGCCUCAAUGGAAAUAAGAUUUUCAACAUCACAAAUGAAAGUCUACCUUACCUGCCAAAAUUAGAAACCCUUCACUUGUCACAGAACUGUUACCAUCGCAACCCUUGCAAUAUGAACAACCAGGUGCAAGAUGGAGCACUCUCACAUUGCAAACGGCUCAAGAAUCUCACUCUUAACUACAAUAACUUGACUUCUGUUCCACGUCACUUGCCGACAACUUUAAGGUCGCUCUCCCUCUCUUACAACAAGAUACAAACUGUAAAGCACGAUGAUUUCAGUGAACUGGUCAACUUGGAGUUUCUUGACUUAAGUGGAAACUGCCCCAGGUGUUACAAUGCACCUUAUCCUUGUGAACCAUGCCCUGGUCAGAUUUCCAUUCAAAUACAUCCUUAUGCUUUUCAGAGCCUUUGGAAAUUAAAGACGUUAUUUCUUUUGAGCACCAGUAUUCGCAAAUUUCCCAGUAGUUGGGUUCAGAACUGCACCAACUUGAAGGUUCUUAACCUUGGCCUGAAUUUCCUGACUUCUGAAAUGGCUACAGGUGAUUUUUUAAACCAUUUACGUGAAUUGGAAGUGCUUGACAUAUCAUAUAACUAUGAACUAAAAGCUUACCCAAAGGAAAUCAGUCUCUCAUGGAAUUUUUCAAAAUUAGUCUCCCUGAAGCAAUUAAACAUUGAAGGAUAUGUUUUCAGAGAACUUAAUGAGGUUGAUAUUAAACCACUGUACAGUCUGCCCCAUCUUUCUGUUCUAGACCUUGGCACGAACUUCAUUAAGCAGGUAAACUUAACAAUCUUCAAUCGAUUUACAUCGCUAAGUUUAAUAUAUCUGUCAGAGAAUAGAAUCUCACCUCCAUCAGACGAUGAAGAUCUUUUUUAUGGUUCGAUACGUAAAGGUGAACAUCUUCCUUACACAGGAUCAAGUUUUAAAGGAUCAUAUUUCCAAUCUGAAAAUCAGGGUUACGAUUCUUACGGUGCUAAUGAUCGCAACCAGGGACCGGUGGUAAAAUUGCCGUGCCGUUCUUACGGGAAAACUUUGGAUCUGAGUUUGAAUAACAUCUUCUUCAUCAACCCAAAGCAGUUUGAAGGCUUCGCAGAAGUGAAGUGCCUGAAUUUGUCAUCAAAUGCCAUUGGCCAAGCGCUGAAUGGUACUGAGUUUGCAUCUCUGCCUGAUUUGAAGUAUUUAGACCUUUCCUACAACAGACUCGAUCUGGCUUACGACAAUGCUUUCAAAGAGCUGAAGCAACUGGAAGUAUUGGACUUAAGUUACAAUAAACACUACUUUAUCGUGGAGGGUGUCACACACAAAAUGGGAUUCAUUCAAAACCUUAAAUAUUUGAAAGUAUUGAACUUAAGUGAAAAUGCCAUCUUCACCUUGACAGAAUCAGGAUUGUACAGUGACUCGCUCAACAUUUUAGAAUUCAAAGGGAAUCGUCUAAAUAUCUUAUGGAAGAAGGGAGACCAGCGUUAUAUUAGCUUGUUUGAAAAUCUAACUAAUUUAACGCAUCUUGAUUUAUCUGACAAUCUUCUUAGGUCUAUUCCACAUGAUGUCUAUAAGCAUUUGCCACGUAACCUGACACAUUUGUGUUUGAGUUACAACAAGCUGGAAAUAAUCGAUUGGAAAAGCCUACAAUUUUUGAAGAAUCUGCUGACCUUGGAUCUCAGCAGCAAUAAAUUAAUUACUGCCCCUGAUAGAUUGUAUGAAAAUACGAAGUCUCUCCAAACGCUUUUACUUGGAAAAAAUAAAAUUUCCGAACUUCCCAUAAGUUUUCUUACGACAGCAAACAGAUUAAAAUAUCUUGAUUUAAGUAACAACAAAAUUACAACUUUCAAGCAGUUAAUUUUCCCGACUAGUGAAAAACUCUCCCUGGAAGUCCUGAUUUUAAUAGGGAAUCCUUUUUCUUGCACCUGCGACCUUGCCCCAUUCAUUGCAUGGAUCGAUGCGUGUGACCUAGACAUUCCUCAACUGGCCACUGAUGUCACCUGCAAUUCACCUGAAAACCACCGGGGGCAGAGCAUUAUUCUCCUUGAUCAGCAUGCAUGUAGAAUGGAUGAGGUUGAAGCUAUAUUAUGCUUGGCUUCUGCCAUUGUAAUUGUUAGCACUCUGGUUAUAAUGAUCACCCAUCAUCUGUUUUACUGGGACGUAUGGCACUUUUACUAUUUCUGCACCUCCAAGUGGCAAGAGGAUGGCUAUCAUUCUCUUAGCAUGCAGAACUGUUUCUAUGAUGCAUUUAUUGCAUAUGAUGUUUCCGAUCUGUCCGUGACAGACUGGGUGGUCAAUGAACUGUUAGUUCACUUGGAAGACAAGGGGGAAAGGCCCUUCUCGCUGUGCUUAGAGGAGAGAGACUGGGGCUUAGGCUUGGCUGUUGUGGACAAUCUUUCUCAAAGCAUUCAUGGGAGCAAAAAGACUGUGUUUGUGCUCACGAGAAGUUACAUCAAGAGGGGGACAUUCAAGACUGCUUUUCAAAUGGCCCACCAAAGACUAUUGGAUGAAAAUGCAGAUGUGAUUGUGCUGAUCCUGUUAGAACCUGUUUUAAUAAACUCAAAGUACCUGAGACUGAGGAGAAGAAUAUGCAGCAGCUCUGUACUGCAAUGGCCCAAGAACCCGAAAACUGAAAACUUUUUCUGGCAUUGCUUACGAAAUGUGUUAGCAACAAACAAUGCAUCGAGAUACAAUACAAUUGGCGAUUUCACUUAACUCCAAUUGAACAUUGAUUCUUUUUAAUCCCCAAAAUGUGUCAUCCCUACUAUAGAUGGAUUGAAUGCUCAAAAACCCUUCUUAAUUAUUUAUCCUUAAAUGUGGCCUUGACCAUCUUAAGCCAAACUAAAGAUAGAUACAACAAGCUGGAGUGACUCAGCGGGACAGGCAGCAUCUCCGGAGAGAAGGAAUGGGUGACGUUUCAGGUCCAGACCCUUCAUCAGACUGAAGACCGAUCAGACUGAAGAAGGGUCUCGACUUGAAAUGUCAUCCAUUCCUUCUCUCUAGAGAUGCUGCCUGUCCCGCUGAGUUACUCCAGCUUUUUGUGUCUAUCUUUGGUUUAAACCAACAUCUGCAGUUCCUUCCUACACAUUAAUCCAAACUAAGGCUUCCUUCCCCUGCUCACCACUGGCUCUAUAUUUUCAUCUACCUUGUAUUCCUUAACAGUCAAACUGUGCCAUGGAUUAUACCCUUCAAUUCUUUCCAUCUUCAAUGUGUGCAGUCUCUAUUCACUUCUAUCCCCGUAAAAUGAGGUCACCCUCCCGUCAGCUCCACUACCCAAACUGCUUUCUUCUUAUCAUCCACUACUGCUUGUCCAUCUCCCUCCAUCACGGAAUAGAACCAAUGCUUUUCUUUGAGCACCAUCUACUACGUUUCCUCCCAUAAUCACCUACAUUACUCAGUUGUUGUUUGAUGUGGAGUCAUAGAAUGAUACUGUGUGGAAACAGGCCCUUCGGCCCCAACUUCUAUACUUUUGACCCAUCUAUUAUCUUCCCAUGGGCUCUCAUCUUCUUCAGUAGCCUCGCAUGUAGCACCUUUUCAAAGGCCUUCUGAAAAUCCACUGAUGAAACAUAAAAACAUAGGAAAUAGGUGCAGAAGUAGGCCAUUCAGCCCUUCGAGCCUGCAACGCCAUUCAAUAUGAUCAUGGCUGAUCAUCCAACUCAGUAUCCUGUACCUGCCUUCUCUCCAUACCCCCUGAUCCCUUUAGCCACAAGGGCCACAUCUAACUCCCUCUUAAAUAUAGCCAAAUGAACUGGCCUCAACUACCUUCUGUGGCAGAGAAUUCCACAGAUUCACCACUCUCUGUGUGAAAAAUGUUUUUCUCAUCUCGGUCCUAAAAGAUUUCCCCCUUAUCCUUAAACUGUGACCCCUUGUUCUGGACUUCCCCCAUCAUCGGGAAUAAUCUUCCUGUAUCUAGCCUGUCCAACCCCUUAGGAAUUUUGUACGUUUCUAUAAGAUCCCCCCUCAAACUUCUAAAGGAUACGGUGUUUGCAAAAUCAAACUCUCCUUUCACCCCACUCAAUCCACAAAUCAUUCAAAGUGACAGUCAAUAAUUCCCUCCCCAAACCACAUCCUCAACCUCGCCCCUCCUAUAAAUAUUUCAGUUUUCUUUAUAAAGUCCUGAGUUAAGUGGGUGCUUGGUAAUUGCAAUCUCACUUCUCCAAUUUGUAUCCAUUUGAAAUUAUCACUCGCCUUUCUCAGAGCACAGAAAAUGGAGUUGAGUUGAGUUUACCAUCAUAUUGCACAAGUAUAGUGAUGUACAGGUACAACGAAAGCCAUGAAGACUUCCAGUGUAACCACACGUCAUUCCUUCCUUUUACCCGGAGACCUUCUUAGGUACCAACACUUCCUUUUUUUUUUCAUUUACCCUCCUUAGAACCACAGAGUCAAUUUCCUCCUUUAUGUCUGUGAAGCUCUUGCUUCCUAUUUAUAAUCUAUAAGGUCAUGUGAUAGGAGCAGAAUUAGGCCUUUUCGGCCUAUCAAGUCUAUUUGGUCAUUCAAUCAUGGCUGAUCUAUCUCUGUCUCCUAACCCCAUUCUCCUGCCUUCUCCCCAAAACCCCUGACACCCGCACUAAUCAAAAAUCUAUCUAUCUCUGCCUUAAAAAUAUCAAUUGACAGCCUCCACAGCCUUCUGUGACAAAGAGUUCCACAGAUUCACCACCCCAUGAAUAAUAUUACUUCUCCUCUCCUUCCUAAAGCCCUUUAUUUCUGAGGCUACGACCUCGAGUCCUGGACUCUCCCACUAGUGGAAACAUUCUCUCUACAUCCACUCUAUCCAAGCCUUUCACUCUUCUGCACGUUUCAAUGAGGUUUCCCCCUCAUCCUGCUAAACUCCAGCAAGUACAGACCCAGUGCCGUCAAAUGCUCAUCAUAUGUUAACCCACUCAUUCCUGAGAUCAAUCGUGUAAACCUCUUUUGGACCCUCUCCUUCCAGCAUUUCCUUCCUCAGAUAUGGUGACCAAAAUUGCUUGCAAUACUAUAAUCGGCAUUUCCCUUGAACGACUUAACCAGGACAUCAACCCAGAUAAACCAUGAUUCUCUCCAACUUAUCCAAAGCAAUCAUAUUUCCCACUAACAAGCGCAUGAUUUUCUUGUAAGUAUUCAACUCACGAGCCUCCCUGGCUCUGAUGAGCAAAGUGUUGCAAAUCUGCUUGUUACUGCACACAGUUUCCUUGGCAAUAUCCAAUAAAUCACCAUUGUAGAUGGUUUAUGCAUGCAACCUAUAAUGUAGCUACCUCAUCACCAUGAACACGCCCCAUCAUAUCAGUAUAACUAUGAUAUCCUCCCCUUGCUUCCUCCCAUUUUGGUCCCGGUAUGCCUGUAGGCUGGAUGCAGCCAGUGCUGGGACGUGUGUACCAUGUGCUUUAAUAAACUAUUUAGUAAAGGUUACAGUGUGUCAGACUAAGCACCUUUACAACCAUGAUGGCUUUCUCCAUCCGCCAGCACUUGCUCAUUCACAUCUUUCAGCCACCAAAGUCAAACCACCAUGAAAACGUGUUCCUUUGCGUUUUUAAUUUAGGUGCUUGGGAAGCUGAAAGGUCUAUAGGUGGAUAAGUCACCUGGACCAGAUGGACUACAACCCCAGGGUUCUGAAAGAGGUGGCUUUUGAGGUUGUGGAGGCAUUAGUGGCGAUCUUUCAAGAAUCACUAGAGUUAGGAGUGUCUCCGAGGACUGGAACAUUGCUAAUGUUACUCUGCUGUUCAAGAAGGGAGUGAGGAGAAACUAUAGCUGGAGACACAAAAAGCUGGAGUAACUCAGUGGAACAGGCAGCAUCUCUGGGGAGAAGGAAUGGGUGACGUUUCAGGUCGAGAUCUUAGCAAAACUAUACGCUGGUUAGCCUGACUUCAAUGGUUGGUAAGAUUUUAGAGUCCAUUAUUAAGGAUGAGGUUUCUGAGUACUUAAAAGCACAUGAAGUCAGUGUGGUUUUAUGACGGGGAGUUCCUGCCUGACAAAUCUGUUAGAAUUCUUUGAGGAAGUAAACAGCAGGGCAGACUAAGGAGUCAGUGAAUAUUGUUUACCUGGAUUUUCAGAAGGCCUUUGAAAAGGUGCUACAUGUGAGGCUGUUGAUGACGAUGAGAGCCCAUGAUAAUAGAUGGAUCAAAAUUGGCUGGAUGACAGAAGGCAAAGUGUGGAAAUUAAGGGGGCUUUUUCUGGUUAGCUGCCAGAGACUAGUGGUGUUCCACAGGAGUCGGUGCUGGGGCCGCUACUCUUCACGUUGUACAUUCAUGAUUUAGAUGGCGGAAUUAAUGGCUUUGUGACCAAGUUUUAAGAUAAUAUGAAGAUAGGUGGAGGGACAGGCAGUGUAGAGGAAACAGGGAGUCUGCAGAUGGUCUUGGACAGGUUGGGAGAGUGCAUUAAGAAGUGGCUGAUGGAAUACAGUGUAGCAAAGUGUGUGGUCAUGCAUUUUGGUAAUAAGAAUAAAGGCUUAGGCUAUUUUAUAAAUAGGAAGGGGAUUCAGAAAUCAGCGGUGCAAAGAGACUUUGGAGUACUUUGUGCAGGAGUCACUAAAGAUUAAUUUGCAAGUUGAAUCUGUAGUAAUAGCCCUGCCCCACGGUACGAGUUCAUUCCAAGAGCUCACCCGAGUUUAAAAAAAAUCAAACUCAUGGUAAGCAUGGAGAAUGAACGUAGUGGGUACGUCGGAGCUCGGGGACGACUCUUAGCGGCUCGUAACGCUAACGGCAGGUACUCGGGAAGACUCGCUAACGGCAGGUAAGCACGGGAAGACUGGUGAAGAUUUUUCACCAUGUUGAAAAAUGUCCACAAGAGCCCCGAGUACUGAUGAGUGGCCAUUACCGUAAAUCUCCGAGUUCGAAUCAGGGCAAACUCGGGAGAGCUCUUGGAAUGAACUCGUGCCGUGGGACAGAGCUUUAAUGAAGGCAAAUGCAAUGUUAUAAUUCAUUUCGAGAGGACUAGAAUAUAAAAGCAGGGAUGUAAUGCCGAGGCAUUUUAAGGCACAUGUAAGACUGCAUUUGGGGUAUUGUGAGCAGUUUUAGGCCCUAAAUCUGAGGAGGGAUGUGCUGGCUAAUGAGAAUGAUCUCAGUGAUGAUUGAGUUAACAUUAUACGUAUGUUGAUCAUUUGACGUCACUGGGCCUGUACUUGCUGGAGUUUAAAAGGAUGAGGGGGAACCUCAUUGAAACUUACCAAAUACCGAAUGGCCUAGUGGAUGUGGACUAGUGGGAGAGUCUAGGACAAGAGGGCAAAGAAUAAAAAUACGUAUCUUUAGAAAGGAGAUGAGGAGGAAUUUCAAACACAGAGGGUGAUGACUUUGUUGAAAUCAUUGCCAUAGACGCCAAGUCAUUGGGUUUUUUUAAAGCAGAAAUUGACAGGUUCUUGAUUAGUAAAUGAGUCAAAGGUUACGGGGAGAAGGCAGGAGAAUGGGGAUGAGAGGAAAAAAUAAAUCAGCCACGAUUAAAUGGUGGAGUGGAUUUGAUGGGCCGAAUGGCCUAACUCUGCUCCUAUGACUUAUAACUUGUAAUUCAUUUAUCUUUCAUGCACUUCAUCACUUUGUAUGAACAGGUUUACCCUAAAUACUUUCAAUAGUUAGUAGCUGAGGAAAGAAAAUUACAACCAGGACAAGUUUUUCUUUUGCAUAAUUUAGUUGAGUGUAGAUGUGACCCUUUCUAUUUUGUAAGCUUUACAAAUUCACUUUAAUCUGGUGCAGUGUGAUCACCACAACCUGUAGGAAAGUAUGGAUUCAGCUGGACAUUUCCCUUGCUGGACAUUUCUCUUGGUGUUUUACACACAAUUUGUACUUAUACAGUGUUUGCAGGUUACAAACAUAUCUGUAAUAAUGGGGAUUCAACCUUCUUAACUCUUUGAGCAUUGCCUAUUAUCAUGUAACUGAUGGGAAGCCAUAUUGUUGUUUAAAUAGAUAUAGCUUCUAUACUAAUGUUUGAUUGUAUUUGCCUAAAGAUGCAUUCUGCUCCAGUACAUAAAUGCAUGCAUGUUAUCGUUUUGUGCUUCAUGCUUCCUCAAUAAAAAGUUUUUUUGCGUUAUUCUCUCUGCUCAAUGUUCCAUUCAUAUUCCGUGACUGGAAAAGUCUUGAUAUGUGGGUGAAAUUUGGGGUGGCAAGAAAGAUUUUUUCAACAGCAGAGGAAUAUUUAUUUCUUUAUAAAGUGGUUGGGGCGGAACAGAGGCACAGUGGUUGAGUUGUUACCUUACAGCGCCUGAGACCCGGGUUCGAUUCUGACUACAGGUGCUGUCUCUACAGAGUUUGUACGCUCUCCCUGUGACCACGCAGGCUUUCUCAUGGUGCUCCAGUUUCCUCCCACACUCCAAAGCUCCUCAAAUGCAGUUCCACAUAGAUUACUGCCAGCAUAUCCAUAAAAUAUAGCAUAGAGAGAGAUUCAAGGGUUUGAAGGGCCUGUCCGUCCCACUUGGGCGACUUCCACCGCAAAUUCUGGCGAGUUUGCCCGUGAUCCAUACGCGCAGCAUGGUCGCCACGAGGUUGUAGGAGGUCUUCGUCACUCUCCUUCAUGGUCGAGAGUGGUCUCCGCGUACUCGAUGCUUCAGCUAGGUCGCGGCGUUUUUUUUCCAAGAUGUUAAAAAUUGACCGCGACUAAAAAUAGGUAGCCGUGGGAAAAAUCGAUACAUUUUUACUCGUAGGUCUAGUCAAAGUCGGUCGUAAUAGGUCGUGAUGCUAGUCGUAGACACUCGAAGGUGGUCGAAGUUAGUCGAAGGUAAUAGCUCCGGGUUGAAAAAAAGGUGAGUAGGAAAAAAAGGUAAUGUCAACAGCAGCACGUGACCUCUGUCACUCCAGGGCAUGUUCAUUCAUAGCUGGAGAGUUUUUUGCAGAGGAGACUUGUGUUUUAGAGAUGGCACCAAAAAGGCAGCAGCGCAGGGGAAGGCACAACCCUCAAAAAACCUGCCAUGCAGGUGUUGCCCACCCAGGAGGAGGAGGGGCAGGAGGUGAUGCCACUGGAGGUGAUGGUGCAGGAGGAGGUAGCCCUGCAUGAGAGACCCCUGGAGGAGGAGACCAGGGUGGGAGUAUAUGUCCCCACCACCACCCCAUCCUUCACUGCCUCAUUUGAAGGCAGCAAAGCAGCCCUUUCUCCCGUGUCUGACACAGCAUCAGAGGCAGAUGCCCCAUUGGUGGUGAGGGAGGGCUGGAGGAAGGUUAUGCCCUACACCUUCACCAGGCAGCAGGAGGGGGACCUUGAGGAAUGGUUCCAGCAGAAUGCCAUCCUGUACGAUAAGGAAAAUGAGGGGUACAGGGACAGGGACCAGAAUGGCAUGCUUGCCAUCCACUGCCCCACAUGUGUGCUUCAAGUUCCAUCUUUUGUCAAAGCCCAGCGCCAUUCUCUUCCAGUCAUCUGGUGUACUGGGACAGUCCAUCACAUCAUCUCCAUAUACCUUGAUAAUUGCCUCACAGGUCUCUUGUACUAUCUUACUGAUGGUGUUGUGGGCAACAAGAAAGUUGUAACAGAGGCUCUUGUACGAGUUCUCUGUUGCCAAGUAGCGGAGGGUGAUGGCUAGUCUCAGUCCUAGCUCCAGUGUCUUUUUCAUAUAGGUCGCCUUUUUUCUCAGCAGGGGGCCCACUUUUGCAUUCAGCUCAUUGAACAGCU
This is a messenger RNA of Leucoraja erinaceus (little skate), 13360 nucleotides long. RefSeq lists its product as uncharacterized. Gene Ontology annotation, molecular function: protein binding; pattern recognition receptor activity. The transcript has 3 exons. Gene Ontology annotation, biological process: defense response to virus; canonical NF-kappaB signal transduction; positive regulation of interleukin-6 production. Lineage: Eukaryota; Metazoa; Chordata; Chondrichthyes; Rajiformes; Rajidae. The record is from RefSeq and is a predicted model, not a curated record. Gene Ontology annotation, cellular component: plasma membrane. The coding region runs from base 20 to 6514 and encodes 2164 amino acids.